Phlebotomus papatasi is the source of this 13528-nucleotide messenger RNA. RefSeq names its product dynein axonemal heavy chain 3 (gene Dnah3). Gene Ontology annotation, molecular function: ATP binding; minus-end-directed microtubule motor activity; ATP hydrolysis activity. The transcript is spliced from 13 exons. Gene Ontology annotation, cellular component: dynein complex. Bases 30 to 12782 code for a protein of 4250 amino acids. Gene Ontology annotation, biological process: microtubule-based movement. Lineage: Eukaryota; Metazoa; Arthropoda; Insecta; Diptera; Psychodidae. The record is from RefSeq and is a predicted model, not a curated record.
GGGUGGUGAAGUGUUGCAGGUGAACAACAAUGAAAAUAAAACCAUCUCAGAGUUUGAGGAAAAAUAAAAGACACAUUGAGGAUGUGCCAUUUUAUGCUUUUAAGUAUUCCGAAGGUGAUUUACCACUCGAUCCCGCCAGAUCUUUUAUUCAGGAACAAAUUGACAAGCUCAAAAAGGCCAAACCCAUUGAGUUUCGCAAUGAUUUCGACCUUUUCUACCACAACACAAAACACAGUGUCCAGAAACCAUCUGAAGAAGUCACCAAGCAUUUAAUUUCACUCCUAAAGAAGAAAUCUUCGAGAAGUCAGUAUGGUCCAAAGGUCAAGAAGGUGUCAGCUCAGGAGAUAAAUAGAAGAUUGCGACGAAAGUUCAAUGAUCGAAUUGAUGCUGUGACGCCUUACAAAACCAUCUCUCUGGAAAAGUUUCAUUUGUCCUUCGAUAGGGACAAAAUAAAGCCCCGUCGCAUUAAGGACUUUCCAUUGAAUGUCAUAAAGUCCCCCGAAGAGUAUCGUCGUGAAUUGGAAAAGGUCAAUAGGGUCAUCAAUGAAUUGCUGCAACCGGAAAUUCGACGAUAUGAAGAAACCCAGAAGCAAAUUAGAGAUGGAUCAUUUUUUAAGUAUCAGCGCAGUGCCAGCACAUCCACUUCCACGUCCAAGGCGAUUGUUAAGAAAAGAAAAUUAUCCGAUGAGAAGUACUUGAUGAAGCUGAAAGCAGUGGAAAGGGAGAAACUUAAGUAUUUUCGUCCAAUUAUGCCAAUGGAGGUGGAAGAUCAGAGAUCCAGAAUUCUCAGAAGUUAUACAGCCCAGAUGACUGUUGAAUUUGCCAAAUUUACAACGGAAAUUCAAGAGAGAUCCAUUGACCUCAUGGCUCAAAUCAAUGUUCUACGUGUACAGGAUUAUCCAUCGCAUCUUAUUGUGAAAAUUCUCCCUAGGAUCAACCCAAAAAUUGGUUUCUUGAAGGACGCAUACAAAUUUAUUCAAUCUGAAAAGUUACUCUGGCCAAAUAUCCAUCCAGAAGUUAUGCUCAUGGAUUUUCUUUUUAAUUCCAAUCGCCAAAUUCGUCCAGAAAUUGCCACAAUGAUUAUAUCCUUGCUGAUGGAUUUGGAAGAGGACUUUCGUCAUGGUAUUCGAAGGCAUGUCCUGCGGAGUGUUCUCGAGAAGCGUGAGAAUCAGGAUGCCUUGAACUUAAUGCCUGAACCUAAAGACUUCCCUAAGUUGACAAUCCAAGCUCCAGUUCCAUGGAAGUGUGCCAUUCAAGUGGCAAGGAAUCGCUUAGAUCAAGUCCUAAUGAUUACUCAUCCAGUGCUUCAAGCUAUAAAUAUGCUGUGGCACGAGUUAUACAGUGAUCUCUUGAUCGUCGAUACCGCCAAGAUGUACAAGACAGAUAUUCCUCUUGAUUCUGGAAAUAUGAGUGAUCUUGUGCAUUCCUGUUGCGUGAUUGCACGGGAUAUUCUCGUCAAUGAUUGGCUUCCACGAGUGGCUGAUCUUAUAGACGAAAUGCGCAAAUUCUGGAUCGAUCUUGUGGCUUUCCAUUCUCGUCAUGGUGGACGAGCAACAAUAAUGUUCCGUACUAUCCAUGCUCUCAUGUCGUACCAAUUGCAAACGCUAGUCAAGAAGAGUGUUGAUCACCUCAUGGAGACUAUUGAGAUGUAUAGUGGAGGAAAUGUUGAGGAUUCUGAUGUCAAACUCACCAGACAACCCCUGAUGACUCUCAAUGUAUCAGUCGUAGGGAAAUAUAGCGGGGAAUUAGAUACCAAUACCAAUGAGGAAUCUAUCCUGUAUAACGUAGAAAUUGAUGAUCCUCACAUUCUGGACACAAGUCCUGAACAACCAGCUACUCCUACUCUCAAUAAGGUCUCCUUUAUUAUCCGACACAGCGGAAAGAUUUUUGUUGAUCCUUACAUGGAAGAACUGCCCGAUAUUUUUGUCAAUUACUUCGUGAAGAUUCUGAAAGUGGGCUACAAUAUCCCUCGAAUGGAAUACUUUAUGUCUCAAACAUCCUCAGAGAUGGGAUUCCUCCACUGCAUCCCUGAGGAUCAUAUUGAUAUGUUACAAUUGUACGAGAGGGUGCGGAAGAUUGUGGUAGCUAAUCAAACUGGCCCUACUACGUACCUUUACCCCAUUUACACUUACUACUUUCCCAUCUUAGCGGGAAAAAUGCAGGCAAUCACAGAGAAUCUUUUCCUACAGCCUACGGUUCCAUCCCUGCCGGCCUUCAGAAAUCUCAUGGAAAAAUUCAAUGAACUUCUCUUUGGCGUUUACUACCUCAGGGACUUUGUUCCUUUGAAUCUAUUCAUGUUGGACAAUCGCAGGGUGAAUCAAGUUCUCGCCAGGAUGAUUAAGGAUAUGAAAGACUUUGUCACUGACUUCUUCAGGACUAAGAAUCAAGUGGAAAACCGUAAACUUUGUGAUGAAUUUGAAGAAAUUUCCCUUCAUGCUGGUGGUCGUCCCAAGGAGACGCCUGAAGUUGUAGCUCUUCAGAACUACCUUAACCAAUGUCGGGAUGAAAGGCUCUUCGUUCUUAAGUCAGAGAUCAAGCUUGUAGCCGAAAGGGUGAUGUUUCUUCUGCAUUAUGCAACUCUUGAUGCUGAUGAUAUUCACCUGAAUUCUCGCACUUUCCUCUGGCCAUCGGAAUUGGAACAAGUUCUGGACCUUAGUGCAGCAAGAUUGAGUGUCGUCAGGGAUAAUUUGGAAAGUGCUUUAAGGGAAAGAAAGGUUCAAUUCGAUGGGUAUUUGCUGACUGAGAAAAAGAAAAUGGAUGCCUUCAGAAUGAAAGAGAUUAGGGAUGUAUUAACUCUGGAUGAGUUGAAGGAAAAGGUCGAUACUGUUGAUGGUCUAAUGAGUAUUCUUGAGAAAUGCAAUCAAGAAGCAACAGCCAUCAAUGUGGAUGAAAAUCUCCUCCAGAUCGAGCAAUCUUCAUUUCCAGUUCUUGUGGAGCUUAUGGAAAAAAUGGAUCCUAUUGAGAAGCUUUGGCAUACAGCUUACCAAUUCGAUUCUUGCUAUGAAGGCUGGUACUACGGUUCUUUUCAGGAUCUCGAUGCUGAAAAAAUCCGAGAAGAAGUGGAGAAUAUGGGCAAGAUAAUCUACAAACUAUCUAAAGCCCUUGUGACAAAUCCCCAAGCAAAGCGUAUAGCUGAACAAGUAAGGAUGAAAAUUGACAAAUUCAAGAUCUAUCUACCAGUCUUGGAAGCAAUUUGUCGAGAAGGAUUGUCCGAAAGGCAUUGGGAGCAAAUAUCGGAGGAAUUGGGUCAGGAGGUGAAUCCUGAGAAAUAUUCAACCUUAGCCUCGCUCGUUGAGAUUGAUAUCAUGAGGAUUGUGGAUAGACUGGAACAGAUCUCAAAUGCUGCAGGAAAGGAAUUUGAAUUGAACACUCAGCUCCUUCAGAUGCAAUCUGAGUGGACAGAAGUGAUGUUCGAGGUCAAUCCUUACAGAGAUUCGGACACUCAUAUUUUAGCAUCAGUGGAUGAUAUACAGACUCUCUUGGAUGAUCAUAUUUUAAAGGCCCAAGCAAUGAGAGGAUCACCCUAUAUUGCUGCUUUGGGAGAAAAGGCAACAAAUUGGGAGGAUAAGCUAAUUUCAAUGCAGGACAUUCUGGAUAUCUGGCUGAAGGUACAGUCAACAUGGAUGUACUUAGAGCCAAUUUUCAAUUCUGAAGAUAUUAUGAGACAGAUGCCGCAGGAAGGAAGAAACUUCAAGGCAGUUGAUCGAAUUUGGAGGAAGAUGAUGAAACACACGGAAGCCGAAAGGAGGGUCAUACAAGCCACUGAUUAUCCCAAAAUGCUGGAGAUUCUUCAGAAGUCCUUUGUUGAUUUGGAAGGUAUCCAGAAGGGCUUGAAUAUGUAUCUGGAGAAGAAGAGGCAGUACUUCUCGCGAUUUUACUUCCUUUCCAAUGAUGAACUGCUUGAGAUUCUUUCAGAAACCAAAGAUCCCCUAAGGGUGCAGCCUCAUCUUAAAAAAUGUUUCGAAGGAAUCAAUGCACUACAAUUUGAUCAAAGUAUGGAAAUUAUGGCAAUGAUAUCAUUCGAUGGGGAAAUUGUGCCACUAACUAAGAGAAUUAAUCCUGCUUCAGCAAAUGGUUUGGUAGAGAAAUGGCUGAAGGAAGUCCAGCAAGUGAUGUUCGAAAGCAUUGAGGAACAGUUGAGAUCGGCCUAUGACAUCUACUAUGUGACUCCUAAGAAAACGUGGAAUCUCAAGUGGGCUGGACAGGUUGUUCAAACGAUCUCUUGCCUCACGUGGACAGCAGAUGUUGAGGAAGCUAUCACCAAGGGUUCCUUAACUACUUAUUAUGAAGGAGCAGUUCAGCAGAUCAAUGAAAAUGUCAAAUUGAUUCGUGGAGAUACUCUGACAGACUCUCAAAGGAUCACAAUGGAAUCCCUCGUGAUCCUUGAUGUUCACAAGAAGGAUGUAAUGAAGGAACUUAUGGACUCUCAUGUAAGUGAUGUGGGGGACUUUGAAUGGUUUUCUCAGCUGAGAUAUUACUGGAAAGUUGAUGAUAUUGAGAAGCAGGAGUUUGUCUGCAUCUCAAUGAUCUCCACAGACAUUCCCUACGGAAUGGAGUAUUUAGGGAGUGUUUCUCGACUAAUAGUCACUCCACUAACAUCUCGAUGUUUUCGUACUUUAAUGGGAGCUCUGAAACUCAACCUAGGAGGAGCUCCUGAAGGUCCGGCAGGUACUGGCAAAACGGAAACAUGCAAGGAUCUGGCCAAGGCUGUGGCUAAAAAAUGUGUAGUUUUCAACUGUUCUGAUGGACUUGAUUACAAGGCUCUGGGAAAGUUCUUCAAAGGAUUGGCUCAAUCUGGAGCAUGGGCAUGUUUUGAUGAAUUCAAUAGGAUUGAUCUGGAAGUCCUCUCUGUUGUAGCUCAGCAAAUUUUAAUCAUACAGCGAGCUAUCAGUAAAAAAGCUGUAAAAUUUACUUUUGAAGAUGCAACACUGAAGCUAGAUCCCACUUGUAGUAUUUUCAUCACUAUGAAUUCAGAUCAAGGCUCUAGGAAUAAGAUACCAGACAAUUUAAAAGUAUUGUUUAGGACAGUGGCCAUGAUGCUUCCUGAUAGAGCUUUAAUUGCUGAAAUCACUCUUUACUCUUGUGGAUUCGAACAAUCUCAGGUACUCGCACAGAAGAUUCUUCAAGUUUAUAAGCUAUCUUCUGAACAACUCUCGUAUCAAUGUCACUAUGAUUACGGAAUGAGAGCUAUUAAGUCUGUAUUAAUAAUGUCGCGAUCUCUGAAAAGAACUCAUCCUCAUUAUUCGGAGAAGCAAGUAAUUCUUAGAGCGCUUAUUGAUGUCAAUCUUCCAAAGUUUCUACCGGAAGAUAUACCACUCUUUGAAGAUAUUUACAAAGAUCUGUUUCCAAACGUGGAACUCCCGAUACGGGAUCGUGAGGAUAUUGAGAAAUGGCUGGAAGUAAAAGUAAAGGAACGAAAUCUUCAACUAACUCCUUGGUUCAGGGAAAAGAUCUUACAAAUAUAUGAGACCCUGCUAGUUCGCCAUGGUCUUGUGAUUGUAGGUGGAGCUAUGUCAGGUAAAACCACAGCUUAUCAACUUUUAGCUAGUGUACUGCGGGAAAUCCAAAAAGAUCCCCAGGCAAAGACUAAGGAAUUUGGUGUCAACUCGAGGAUUAUUAAUCCAAAAGCUAUUUCAAUGGGUCAGCUGUAUGGACAUUUUGAUCCAGUAUCCCAUGAAUGGGCUGACGGUGUGUUGGCCAAGACAUUCAGGGAGAUGGCUUAUUCAUCUGGUAGUGAACGCCAGUGGAUCAUUUUUGACGGACCAGUUGAUCCCAUUUGGAUUGAAAAUUUAAAUACUGUUCUCGACGACAACCGAAAACUCUGCCUAAUGUCUGGCGAAAUAAUUUACAUGUCCCGCCAAAUGAAUCUCAUCUUUGAGCCAGAUAAUCUCGAUCAAGCAUCACCAGCCACAGUGUCUCGAUGUGGUAUGAUUUACAUGGAGUCCAGUCAACUUGGCUGGGAAUCCCUCCAUAAAUCCUUUGUCCAUGAACUCCAGGAAAAAGGAACUACGGACAUUUAUAUGGCUCUCUAUGAAGCUCUUGUGAGCUGGCUGAUUCCUCCACUCUUGGACAUUCUCAGCAAUUGCGAUUGUAUUCUCUCAGUAUCAUCUCUCUACAGUUAUCGAAUGCUCUCAACUUUCUUUAUGGCUUUCCUGUCCAAGCAGACCAAUCUCAAUCAAACGUGGUUCCAGCAAAUUUUUCUCUAUUGCUUAGUCUGGAGUUAUUGCUCCACCCUAACGAUUGAGAGCAGAAAAAUUGUUGAUGUUGCUAUAAGGAAGAUUCUCUACGGUACAAAUGAUAAUUUUCCCAAACCCAAGCUUUUCACUCUCAAUCGUGGACAAAUAUUUCCGGAAAAAAUGACUUUUUUGGAUUAUCGAUUCGAUGGAACUGAAUCUUGGUGGCCAUGGGCAAAAUCUGAGGACACUCCUUUGGUCUCGGAUCUUUCCAUGAUGGAUUUAAUUGUACCGACGAAGGAAUCAGGCUUCAUUCAAAACUGGUUGGAAAUAUGUGUGGAUAUCCGGCUCCCAAUGCUUCUUAUAGGACCAUCGGGGACAGGAAAGAGUGCUAUUGUUAAUGCUUUCAUGAGAGAUCUCCCAAAGACCAAAUUUCUCAUCAACAAUAUUAAUCUUUCGGCCAGGACAACAGCGCAGCAAGUUCAAGAACUUGUGAUGGCCAAGCUCGAUCGACGCCGGAAGGGAGUAUUUGGACCGCCAGUGGGAAAGAAGUGUUUGGUCUUUGUAGAUGAUAUGGCAAUGCCCAUGCGAGAUAAGUAUGGUUCCCAGUCGUCGCUAGAACUCAUUCGUCAAUGGUUGGACCAUAGGCACUGGUCUGAUCUUGAGGAUACAUCCAAAUUAGAACUAAUAGAUCUCUUGUGUAUUGGCGCUAUGGGACUCGUAGGUGGAAGCAAUUAUAUCUUCGAAAGACUCUACAGGCAUAUGUUCAUUGUCUCCGUUGAUUCUCUGGAAUUGACCACAAUGCAGAGAAUCUUUCAUGCUAUUGGAGAGUGGCACUUUGCCAAAGAGUACCCUGAUACCCUUACACGACUUUCUAAAGCUCUCAGUGUAGCUGCAAUUGAACUUUUCACAGUCGUUAAGGAAAACUUCCUGCCAACACCAGCUAAAUUACAUUACAUGUUCUCACUCAGGGAUGUAUCAAAAGUUUACCAAGGAAUAGUUCUCGUACCCGCUAAGAGACUUCAGGAUCCGGAGAAAUUGGUAAGGCUUUGGGCCCAUGAGACUUAUAGGAUUUUCUAUGAUCGCCUCGUGGAUGACGAUGAUCGAAAUAAGAUGUUCAAUCUUCUUCAUACAAUUUGUACUUCAAAAUUGCGAAUGAGUCUAUCACAGGCUCUUGGAGAUCGUAUUUCUGCCACAGAAAGACUCUCAGACAGUCACAUGAGAGAUUUAAUCUUUGGAAAUUACAUGGAACCUGAUGCCGAUCCUAAAAUCUACGAUGAAGUAGAGAAUUUGGGAAAACUCGAAAAAGUCAUGGGAUAUUAUCUCAAUCAGUACAAUAGCAACUCCAACAGUCCCAUGGAUUUAGUGCUAUUCCGAUUUGUCAUUGAACAUAUAUCCCGUGUCGCAAGGGUACUUCAAAUGCCCCAAGGAAAUGUCUUGCUAAUUGGUCUUGGAGGAUCAGGCAGAAGGAGUUCUGUUAAAUUGGCUACCAGCAUGAUGGAUGCAGAUCUAUUUCAAGUGGAAGUUACCAAAUCGUACUCUUACAACGACUGGCGCGAGGACAUGAAGAAGCUUCUCAUGAAAUGUGGAAUUGAUAACAAAAAGACUGUUUUCCUAUUUAGUGACUCUCAGGCAAAGGAGGAGGCUUUCGUUGAGGAUAUCAAUUCACUCCUACAUACAGCUGAUAUAAAUAAUCUAUUCCAGGGAGAUGAGAAAAAUAACAUUCUGGACAAGAUGCAGAAUGAAGCAAAGCUUUUGAAUAAAGUAAUAGACUCCACUCCUCUGGCACUCUAUACGUUCUUCACCGAAAGAGUUAGAGAACACCUACAUAUAUGUAUUUCUUUAUCACCUAUUGGAGAUUCCCUAAAGAGACGAAUAAGGACAUUCCCUUCCUUGAUAAACUGCUGCACCAUCGACUGGUUUACAGAAUGGCCAAAUGAUGCAUUGGUCAAAGUAGCUGAAACCUACAUAAGUUCCAUGGAAUUAUCCCUGAAAUCCGGUGGAGAUCCGAAUCUCAAUAUAUCAGAAUUGGAGACUAAACUUAUUGAUAUGAUUAUUUAUUUCAAUUCUUCAGUUAAAAAGGAAAUUAGGAAAUUUUUCAUAAAACUCAAGAGGAAGAACUACGUCUCACCCACUCUAUAUUUGGAGAUGCUACAUCUUUUCAAGACAUUCCAUGCCGUCAAAUAUGAAGAAAUUACCGUUCAGAGAGACCGAUAUGUGAUUGGUUUGGAGAAAUUGGACAGUGCAGCAGCUCAGGUUGGGGUCAUGCAGACAAAUCUGUUUGAAUUGCAGCCCCAGCUUAAGAUCCUGUCCGAGGAGACAGAGAAGAUCAUGGUUAACAUAGAACGAGAAACUGCUGAGGCUGAGAAGAAGAAAGAAGUGGUUGGGGCUGAUGAGGCGGCAGCUAAUGAAGCUGCAGCUUCGGCCCAGGCUAUCAAGGAUGACUGUGAAAGUGAUCUUCAAGAAGCUAUUCCUGCACUCGAAGCUGCUCUGUCGGCUUUGGAUACCCUCAAACCUGCUGACAUCACGGUGGUAAAAUCAAUGAAAAACCCUCCUUCGGGAGUUAAACUCGUUCUGGAAGCUGUGUGCGUUAUCAAAGGAAUCAAGCCCGAUCGAAGAGGAGAUCCCACUGGAAAGAUCACUGAAGACUUCUGGGCACCAUCUCUUCGAAUGCUGGGUGAUAUGAAAUUUCUCGAAUCUUUGAAGACUUUUGAUAAGGACAAUAUCCCUACUGCGGUCAUGAAAAGAGUUCGAGAAAGGUACAUCACAGAUCGCGAGUUUGUUCCUGAGAAGAUCAAGAAUGUCUCAAUGGCAUGUGAAGGUCUCUGUCGCUGGGUCAGAGCCAUGGAAGUAUACGACAGAGUGGCCAAGAUCGUGGCACCUAAGAAAGUUGCCCUGGCUGCUGCAGAGAGUGAAUUGGCACAGCAGAUGGAGAAAUUAAAUGCAAAGAGAGCAGAAUUGCAGGAGAUUCUGGACAAAUUGCAGAAAUUGAAUGAUUUCUUUGCCGAAAAGUCCAGGGAGAAGAAGAAUCUUGAGGAUGAGAUAGACAACUGCGAGAAGAAAUUGGUGAGAGCUGAGAGACUCCUUGGAGGAUUGGGUGGUGAGAAAUCAAGGUGGUCAGAAAAUGCUGCAUCUCUACAUAAAUCUCUUGACAAUGUCGUUGGGGAUGUCCUUCUGGCUGCUGGUGUUGUCGCCUAUUUGGGAUGCUUCACCACUGAGUUCCGAGCGGAAAUAAUUAACGCGUGGAAUGAAAAGUGUCUUGAACAAAUGAUUCCCUGUACGAAGAUUUUCUCACUGGCUUCCACCCUGGGAAAUCCUAUGCAACAGCGUGCUUGGUCACUCUGUGACCUUCCAUCAGACACUUUUUCAGUGGAGAACGGGAUUAUAGUGUCUAAAGCACGGCGUUAUCCCCUCAUGAUAGAUCCCCAGGGUCAGGCAAACAAGUGGAUUAAGAAUCUGGAGAGGGACAAUGAUUUGCAAGUUAUCAAACAGACAGAUACUGACUACAUGGCAGUGGCUGAAAAUGCAAUUAAACAGGGCUUACCACUCUUGCUGGAGAAUGUGGGAGAGUACAUUGACUCAGGACUCUUUCCAAUCCUCGAAAGGAAUGUGGUGAAGCAAAAAGGGGAGUAUUUUAUCAGAUUUGGCGAGGGAAUGAUUGAGUACAAUUUCAAUUUUCGUUUUUACAUCACAACAUGUUUGAGAAAUCCACAUUAUUUGCCUGAGACGGCAGUUCUUGUUACCAUUCUCAAUUUCAUGAUUACGGAAGUUGGUCUCAGGGAGCAACUUCUGGCCACUGUGGUAGUCCAAGAACGUCCCGAUUUGCAGGAGAAAAAGGAAAUACUUAUUGUUGAAUCUGCACGCAAUAGAGAUUUGCUCUAUAACAUCGAGACACAAAUCCUGCAAGUGCUAUCAUCAUCCGAAGGCAAUAUCCUUGAGGACGAAAACGCCAUAAAUAUAUUGUCAUCCAGCAAAGUUCUUUCGGAAGAAAUUCAGGCCAAGCAGGUCAUUGCAGUUGCUACCGAAGCAGAAAUUGAUCAAGCUCGCCAACUGUAUCUCCCAGUGGCCAAGCAUUCCUCAAUUCUGUUCUUCUGUAUCACAGAACUGGCCAACAUUGAUCCCAUGUAUCAGUAUUCUCUCACUUGGUUCCUUUCCCUUUUUGUCCAGGCCAUUAUCAAAGCUCCAAAAUCCAAUGUCUUGGAGGACAGACUCGAAAAUCUUAACCAGUUCUUUACAACUUCCGUUUAUCAGAAUAUCUGUCGAUCACUAUUUGAAAAGGACAAACUUAUUUUUUCCUUUGUUAUUUGCAUUGGAAUCUUGCGUGCCAGGAAAGUCAUUGAUGAGCAGCUCCUUGUGCAUUUUCUAUCCAGUGGAACUAUAAGAAAUAAUUCGGAUGAAAAUCCAGCUCCUGACUGGCUAGCUAACAAGUCUUGGGAUCAAAUCGUCAAUUUGUCCACCCUGGAAAAUUUUAAGAACUUUCAGGAGGAUUUUGGGACAAAUUUGGUAGCAUGGAAAGAAUUCUUUCAACAAUCGGAACCACAUAAGACGCCCCUACCGCCUCCUUAUGAUACUGCUGAUGAUAUCUCCAGGUUGAUCAUCUUGAAAGCUCUGAGACCGGAUUCUGUUAUUCCGGCAGUUAGAAUUUUUAUUAUCAAUCAUCUCAAUGAGUCAUUCGUUCAACCACCUUCUUUUGAGUUAAUCACUUCCUUUGCUGAUAGCAAUCCCAAUACUCCUUUGAUCUUCCUCCUGACAUCAGGAUCGGACCCAAUGGAUGAUUUGCUGGCAUUUGCCAAGGAACGAAAUAUGCAGGAUAAGUGUCACACAAUUUCUCUGGGUCAAGGACAAGGUCCAAAGGCUAUGCAAAUGAUCGAAGAAGGUCAGAAAGCUGGACACUGGAUUGUCCUGCAAAAUUGCCAUGUGGCAUCAUCGUGGAUGGAUAAUUUAGAAAGGAUUUGCAUUGAAUUAGCUGAUAAUGAAAAUGUUCAUCAAGACUUCCGUCUUUGGUGUACAGCAUAUCCCUGUCCGGAUUUUCCUGUGUUCAUCUUACAGAAUAGCAUCAAAAUGACCAAUGAACCACCAAAGAGACUGAAGUUGAAUAUGAAGAAGUGCUUCAAAUCUGACCCCUUGGCCAGUGAUAAAUUCUUCACGGAUGCCUUUGCUGGGGACAAUAAAUUGGAAAGUCUGUGGUUCCGGGGUGUUUUUGCCCUCGUCUAUUUCCACGCUGUCGUCCAAGAGAGACGUGAAUUUGGACCAUUGGGGUGGAAUAUUCCUUAUGAAUUCAAUGAGACUGAUCUUAGAAUAUCUCUCACACAGCUUAAGAUGUUCAUCAGGCAGUAUGAAAGGAUCCCUUUCAGGGGUCAUAGGGAUCUAACAGGCGAAUGCAAUUACGGUGGCCGGGUGACAGAUGAUAAAGAUCGUCGACUUCUCAUGUCCCUCCUCGAAUGGAUUUACAAUGAAGAUUCCGUUCAAGUGGAAAAUUGCCCUCUCACCUCUUCGGGUACUUAUACCAUUCCCGUUGAGGCUAACAGGAUGAAGAGUUUGGAACACAUUAGUAAUUUCCCAUUUGUGGCGCAUCCGGAAGUAUUUGGACUCCAUGAAAAUGCUAAUUUAGCAAAAAAUACACGAGAGACUAAUACUCUAUUGGCUGGAGUAUUGGUCACCCAAACAGAAUUACUUGCAGCUAUGAGAAAAGAUGACCUGUCCAAGGAGGACAGCAAAGAUCAUGUAGAAGAUAUCUGUGAGGACAUACUAAGUCGUCUUCCGGAAUUAAUAGAUGAGAAAUUCAUGAUUGAGAAGUAUCCUACAAAUUACUCAAAUUCUCUCAAUGUUUUUCUCCAUCAGGAAGUCAUCAAGUUUAACAAAUUGUUGAGAUAUAUCAGACAAUCCCUUACUGAUGUCCAGAGAGCGGUCUCUGGACAAAUUGCCCUCAUUCCUCAACUGGAAAAUGUUCAUCUUGCCAUCCGGCAGGGGAUAUUGCCACAAGACUGGACGCCACACAGUUACCCUUCUCUCAAACCACUGGCCAGCUACAUAAGUGAUCUAAUUGAUCGAAUGGCAUUUCUGCAGAAAUGGAUUGAUCAUGGAGAACCAAAUGUUUUCUGGUUGUCCAGUUUCUUCUUCCCACAAUCCUUCAUCACUGGUAUCUUGCAAAAUUACGCACGGAGGACAAAGAAAUCUUAUGAUACAAUCGACAUGACCUUCGAUGUUAGUGCAUACGAAACAGAAGAUGAUCUUGACUUUGAUACAUAUAAGAAGAAUAACUUGGAGGCAAACAGCGAUUUUAAAUGUUUCGAUGGUCUCUUUCUCGAGGGAGCUCGGUGGAAUCGUCUUGCAAGGCUUCUCGAUGAAUCUCUACCAAGAACAUUGCAUGAUCGUUUCCCUAUAAUCUCUGUGAAGCCUACGAUUAAGUCCUUAAAGGACAGGAAGCACAUGAAGAAAAGACUGAAGAGGUACAUGUGUCCUAUUUAUAAGACUAGUGCCAGGAGAGGGACACUCUCAUCUACUGGCCAUUCCACUAAUUUUGUCAUGUACAUUGAUUUAGAAUGCAAAGAAAGUCCCAAGCAUUGGAUUAAUCGGGGAGUCGCGUGCUUGUGUCAAUUAGACGAUUAAUUUAAUUUCGCUUAAACUUCAGAUGAUUUUAUUAAAAAAUCCAACAUAAUUCAAGAGCGUUGAAUCGAAUAUUUUAUUUUGAAAACAAAAAAAAGGUAAUGAAAUUGAAUCUUUGUGGUAAGAACUCAACGUGUUCCUGUACAAUUCUCGAAGGACAUUAACAACUAUAUAAAAUAAUAUUACUCUAUCACAAGUCUAUACCGUCUAUUCCGUGAGCAUACUUAAAGUCGGUAUUAUUCACUAUCUUAUCUAUAAGACAUGUCAGCAACAAAUACAAAAACAUGAUCAUUCUAAUUAUUUUAUACUUAUUUGAAGAAAUGUCGAACUGUUUGAAACUGACGUCUACACAUUCAUCAAAAAUUUGCUUUUUUGAAAAAAAAAUUAACAGUUCUGCCCGCACAUCAUAAGAGAAAUUUUAUUAAAAAACAUUUUUUUAAUUCUUCAUAGUGUGUAAAUGUCUUUACUUAAAUUCAUCAAAUAUUUUUAUCAUUCCCUAAAAAUUUUAUGUUUCAUUCCCCGACUUUUCCGAACGGAGGAAGUAUAAAUUUGGACAUCAAUUUUUAUUUAUUUUAUGAAUCUUGCACACCUUUUCGAUCAAGAACAUUGCGUAAAAUCAAAAUUCACAUUCCUUUUCUAAACGUUUUGUAUAUGUCUAUCCCCGGUACCGACCAAAAUUCUGAUAGCCAAAUUUCUGAAAUCCCAAAUCCCGAACGCCAAAAUCCAAAAAAAGACAAAAUCUCGAAAGC